CCCCUCUUUUUUCAUCCCGCCACUUUGCUGCAUUUAAGUGGGAUAUUGGCCGGAUUCAGUCUCUCUUCUCUUCGCACUCUCUCUCUCCUCUGUUCCCCCCUUCCCUCCUCCUCGUCCUCCCCCUCCUUGCCCUCUGUUGAGGUCUGGAUCACAUUUAAAACCACAUGUUCAUGUGUGCAAGCAACUGAGCCUGGAAGUCAGCAAGCAGGAAACGUGGUGACAGUGGAGUGGGACUGGAGCACACAACGACGGGAUAGACAUGCACGCCUCCCAGACGGCCUUGCACGCACUGGCGGAUAGAGAACACUGGAUGUAAGCCUGUGCCGGAUUUUGCAAACACUCACGGAGUGUGACACGGUUGGAUCUUGGGAGAAGCUGGGCCAAAUUUGGCCAGUCAAAUACAGAUGACAGCAUCAAGGGUUCGCCCUGAUCAAAGAGAAACAAAACAAAAUACUGAAGGAAGAAACUGAGAAAUUCAAGUUUAGAGUGAUUGAUGUCUCUUUCUCCUCCUGUUCUCUAAAAGAGAAGAGCCCAUUUGGCUCCGGAAAGCUCGCAGUGACAGGUCUCUAUUGGUGUGCCUGUGUGGUCCCGUGUGAGAAACCUGCUACGUGAUUUGUGAGCGUGCGCGAGUGUAUACACAGACUGGCCUCCCUCACUGCUCAAUCGCUGGACUGUACCCUGGAGAGUAAGUAGCAGGAUGAAGAAACAGAAAUGUGCUGGACUUCACAUGUUGCUACUCCUGUAUGUCAGACUGAUGCUGGCCGUGGAUGCCUACAGACCGCAGAGAGACACAAAUCAGGAGAAGUGGGAGCAGGAAUUGAGGGAAGCCGGGAGUCUGGAUGAGCUUCUGAUGUUGACUGAAUACCCGGACUGGAAGUUGUGGAGAUGCAGACUCAAGCUGAAGCACUUCGAUGAAGUUACUCCACCUGAAAACCGCAGGUCAACUCGAUAUGCAGCCGCAUCAUUCAGCCCAGAGAUGCUUAAAGAUAUUGAUGACGAAUGGCAGAAAACACAGUGUAUGCCAAGAGAGACGUGUGUUGAUGUGGCUAAAGAGCUGGGCACCAAUACGGCUGUGUUUUUUAAGCCCCCGUGCGUCUCUGUCUUCAGGUGUGGCGGCUGCUGCAACAAAGAAGGAGUUACCUGCCGUAAUACAAGCAUGACUUAUGUCAAUAAAACUAUUUUGAGUGUGAGUUUGGCUCCAUAUAUAUCUGGACCAGAGCCUGUGCUGGUGAAAAUAGCCAAUCACACUGAGUGUAAGUGCCAAGAACACUCGCUGAUUCGCAGGCACGCUCGUGAGAGGCACAGGAAAAACAGUUGCUCUCCUACACGUAAGCCAGAAGACAAGAGGCUAUGCAACAAAGGUUUAAUAUGGGACUGGAUGGCAGAGCGAUGUGUGACAUAUCCCUCCAAUAAACAAGAACCACCAUCUGCUAUCACUGAAGAGGACUGUGAGAUGGAUGUAGAGCGAUGUGAAUGUAUUCCAAAAGAAUGGACACACAGAUUACACUAUACGUGACACAGUUCAACAAAUCAUCUACAGCUGCAAGAGAGAAAGCAAAGAUGAACACAAUGCCCUGACAAUCUGCAAGUGCUGAACGCAGAGACAGCAAGACACCAUUUAAUUUAUUUAUCUCUCUAUUUAUAUCAAAUAAAAAUACUUUUAUUAACAUUUAUUCACUCAUCUCAUCAGUAACAGCAGUGAUAGCAAUCAAAAUAUAAAACUAAGGCUGCUUUUCUUGUCUGACCACAUCAAACAUCUCCUUUGCACUGAAAACAGUGUUUCAAUCAAAAGAAAGCCAGUGGAAUUACAUUAUUUAAAUGUUAAAUUUAAGUAUGAAUAAAAUGUUUUCCGAUUGGCCAGUAGGAUCUGUGUGGGUGUACCCUAUGCCAUGUUUGAAUGGCACAAUAGAAGUACAAACUUAAUUACUUAGCAUUAUGCAUUGAGGAAAUGGCCAAUCCUCUUUUGAAGUUGAAGUGUUCACCACCGAGCAUGCUGCCAACAGUAAGAAAUUAUGUACUGGAGAUAACAGCUGUUCAAAAUAAAAAUGGCAAUUUUAUUAAAUAA
This is a messenger RNA of Danio aesculapii, 2065 nucleotides long. RefSeq names its product vascular endothelial growth factor D (gene vegfd). The coding region runs from base 698 to 1516 and encodes 272 amino acids. The record is from RefSeq and is a predicted model, not a curated record. NCBI's taxonomy places the organism in Eukaryota, Metazoa, Chordata, Actinopteri, Cypriniformes, Danionidae. Gene Ontology annotation, biological process: positive regulation of endothelial cell proliferation; vascular endothelial growth factor receptor signaling pathway; positive regulation of angiogenesis. Gene Ontology annotation, cellular component: membrane. The transcript is spliced from 7 exons. Gene Ontology annotation, molecular function: growth factor activity; chemoattractant activity; vascular endothelial growth factor receptor 3 binding.